Messenger RNA from Sabethes cyaneus, 915 nucleotides. Its product is annotated as kynurenine formamidase. Bases 10 to 915 code for a protein of 301 amino acids. The record is from RefSeq and is a predicted model, not a curated record. The transcript has 3 exons. Lineage: Eukaryota; Metazoa; Arthropoda; Insecta; Diptera; Culicidae. Gene Ontology annotation, molecular function: arylformamidase activity.
CUCUAUGGGAUGGAUACACCAAGUGCGGAACAAAUUGCCAUUUGGGAAAAAGAAUAUUCCCCCAGCGAAUGGAAUAGGCGCUUUCCGUCGGCCGAACAAGUUAUUGAGUACCAUGUGCAAUUUGUCACGGAAGUUAGUGACCAAUAUAGAAGGGAACUUAAAUGCACUCUGAACGUAGCAUAUGGUCCGGGUAAACAUGAAAAAAUUGAUAUUUACGGUGAUGAUUUACCGAAAGACGCCCCUCUGUUGGUGUACAUUCACGGUGGCUACUGGCAGAUGUUGAGCAAAAAUGAUUCUGCGUACUGUGCGAAACCUCUGGUCGAAAACGGAUUUCGAGUGAUAAUUGUGGAUUAUGAUCUCUGUCCCGAUGUAACCCUGAGUGAGCAAGUCAAACAGGUGAAGCGUGCUGUACAGUUUAUAAUUAAUAAUGCUGCAGAAAAUAACGUCAAUGAUAUUUCAUUGGCCGGUCAUUCAGCAGGAGCACACCUGAUAGCUACUUCCCUAGACGGUGACUUCCUCACUGCAGCUGGAAGUGGCAUCAAUUUGAUCAAACAUCUCUAUCUUAUCUCCGGCGUGUACGUGCUGGAGGAAUUGCGCCAUACCAAAGCCGUUAAUACCAACAAUUUGCUUGACUUGGAUCAGUUUAAGGCGAUAAGUCUAUCACCUUUACAUUUGGAGUAUGCACAUCUUACCGGGUUAAACCUAAAAGUUCACUUAUAUGUUGCAGAAAAUGACAGCAACACGUUCAAACAUAUGUCAAUGAACAUGUGUAAACAUAUACAAAAUUACGGAAUAGAAAGCUCGGUGCAGAUUCUUCCUGGUUUGGACCACUUUGAUAUUGUCGAAAAGCUGUCCGAAGAAAAUUUCGUUAUAAUACGCGAUAUAUUAAAAAACAGCAAAGUAUUAAUAAAAUAA